This is a messenger RNA of Morus notabilis, 2454 nucleotides long. Its product is annotated as ARM REPEAT PROTEIN INTERACTING WITH ABF2. The coding region runs from base 234 to 2366 and encodes 710 amino acids. Lineage: Eukaryota; Viridiplantae; Streptophyta; Magnoliopsida; Rosales; Moraceae. The transcript is spliced from 19 exons. The record is from RefSeq and is a predicted model, not a curated record. Gene Ontology annotation, molecular function: protein binding.
GCGCAGUUUAGUAACAAUUCAUAAAUUCCGAGGGCGGGAAGGCGGUUUCGCACAACAAUUCCAAGAGCAAAUUGGCGGGCCAUUCAAAUCUCAUUAUUCCAUCUAUAAAACCCGCGAAACCCCCAUUUUCUUCCCCUUUUAUACAAACUCCGCAACCAAUCAUUUCUUCUCCAGUAUCCCGGAUCCCCUCUCCCCCCACAAAAAAAAAAAAAAAAAAUCGAAACGAGAAUUCCAUGGCGAACAACAACCCUCAGAAUCCAGUCAGAAGAAGCUUGAAGCGGAAGUUCGACGAAGAUUUCGAAGAGCAACUGCAAGAUCACGCCCCCGAUCGCAAGAUCCCUAGCAAUGCUCGCGGAGAUCUGAUCCGCGAUGUCCGAUCUCAUCUUCGCCUCCUCGAUUCCGCCUUCUCGUCCUCCGAUUCCGAUCGCACCGCCGCCAGGAAAGCCUCCCACGCCCUCUGCGAACUGGCCGAGGACGAGGAAAUUGUGAGUGUCAUAGUCCAUUGCGGAGCAAUUCCGGUUCUGGUUAAUAAUCUACAGGCGCCGCAGCCGGGGAGAGGCGACGAUGCGACGAGGCGGUGUGAUUAUGAGGUGGAGAAAGGAAGUGCUUUCGCGCUUGGACUUCUUGCGGUUAAACCGGAAUAUCAACACCUUAUCGUUGAUUCUGGAGCUUUAUCGCAUCUCGUGGAGCUGUUAAAAUGGCAUAAGAGUGGUGUUAGCUCUCGAGCAGUCAGUGGUGUUAUCAGGAGAGCGGCUGAUGCAAUUACUAACCUUGCUCAUGAAAAUAGCAGCAUCAAAAGCCGUGUCAGGAUUGAAGGUGGUAUUCCUCAUCUUGUUGAGUUGCUUCAAUUCUCUGAUGCCAAGGUACAGAGAGCGGCUGCUGCAGCCUUGCGAACCCUUGCAUUUAAGAAUGAUGAAAACAAAAAUCAGAUUGUAGAGUGUAAUGCAUUACCUACCCUUAUUCUAAUGCUUCGGUCUGAGGAUGCUGCUAUACAUUAUGAAGCGGUUGGCGUAAUUGGUAAUCUUGUACACUCAUCCCCAAACAUUAAGCAACAAGUUCUCCAAGCUGGUGCUUUACAACCAGUUAUUGAACUACUCAGUUCUUGCUGUUCGGAGAGCCAAAGGGAAGCAGCUUUAUUACUUGGUCAAUUUGCGGCGGCUGAUUCAGAUUGCAAGGUUCACAUUGUACAAAGGGGAGCUCUUCAGCCAUUGAUUGAGUUACUUCUGUCUCCAGAUCCACAACUUAAGGAGAUGUCAGCUUUUGCACUUGGGAGAUUGGCACAGGAUACACACAACCAAGCUGGCAUUGCUUAUAAGGGUGGUAUUCUCCCUCUACUUAAGCUUCUUGAUUCAAAAAAUGGCUCCUUGCAACACAAUGCCGCAUUUGCUUUAUAUGGUCUUGCAGAUAAUGAGGAUAAUGUUGCACAUAUAAUCAAAGUCGGAGGUGUUCAGAAACUCCAAGAAGGAGAAUUCAUAGUUCAACCAACUAAAGAUUGUGUGUCAAAGACAUUGAAAAGAUUAGAGGAAAAGAUUCAUGGACGUGUACUAAACCAUCUAUUAUAUCUUAUGCGCGUUGGUGAUAAAAUGGUUCAAAGAAGAGUGGCUUUAGCUCUUGCUCAUCUUUGUUCACCUGGUGACCAGAAGACUAUUUUCAUUGAUAACAACGGUUUAGACCUGCUAUUACAGCUUCUAGAAUCUACGAACCUGAAGCAACAACGAGAUGGUUCUUUGGCCUUGCACGAGUUGGCUACAAAAGCUUCUUCUCUUACCCUCGUGAAUGCAGCUCCACCCUCACCAACUCCGCAGGUGUACUUGGGUGAGCAAUAUGUAAACAACCCCACCCUUUCUGACGUCACAUUCUUAGUUGAAGGUAAACGGUUUUACGCUCACAGAAUCUGUCUGCUUGCUUCUUCUGAUGCAUUCCGUGCAAUGUUUGAUGGUGGUUAUAGGGAAAGGAAUGCUAAAGACGUAGAGAUCCCAAACAUAAAAUGGGAUGUUUUCGAAUUGAUGAUGAGAUUCAUAUACACAGGAUCCGUAAGAGUCGAUUUAGAUAGUGCUCAAGAUGUACUCCGAGCUGCAGAUCAGUAUUUUUUGGAGGGUCUUAAGCGUAUUUGCGAGUAUACCAUUGCUCAGGAUAUUUCUGUAGAAAAUGUUUCCCUCAUGUACGAGUUAUCAGAGGCUUUCAACGCUAUGUCGCUAAGAGAAGCUUGCAUUCUGUUCAUAUUGGACCAAUUUGACAAGCUUUGCAUCAGGCCAUGGUAUGUUCGUUUGGUUAAACACAUCAUACCGGAGAUACGAAGAUCCUUGACUAACGCACUCACAAAGCCUGUCCAACACGAACCGUGCCAAGAACAGAUGACUAGCUAGAGUUUUGAUCUUAACUAUUAGUAUAGAAGGCGAAAUGUACAUAUACUUGUACACUAGUGUGUAAUUGAUGAGCAAUUCUUUUAUAGUU